AUUAAUUUAUUAUCAGCUAGAUGAAAAUAAUACCUAGCGUAGCUCUGUUGAACCAUCGACGUCAGAAUGGAUAAGCGCUAUAAAUCACAUCACAUAAAUUAAGGAUAAUAGAUUUUAUGAAAGAUAUGGUUAAAAAUGGGACCAAAGAAUGUGGUGCAUCAGAUUUUCUUGGUGAUAUGGCAUCAGAAUUUAUUCAAAAAGCAACUGUUGCGAGUGAGCAAUAUGAAAAUACUGAACCCUUUCAAUUGUUUAAAUCUAAUGAAGGCAUAUAUUCCACGACUACUACUCUCUUAGAUGAUUCUGGCAUCGAUAUUAGAUCUAUGGCUGGAGAAACUACUAAUAAAUUGCUAGGAGGAGAAUCUCUAGGUGAUCUUACAUCUGGAAUUAUUAAAUAUGCACUUAGAAGAGUAUUAAAGAAAGCAACACGUCAACUGCAGGGUUUGUUCCCUGAUCAGCCCAAUUACGGAGGGGUAGAUCUACCUAGGCCGUUAGUGAAACUACCAAUAGUUUCGGCCUCCAACGACCAAACCUUUCAACAAAUCAAGCAACAAUGUUUAGAAAGGGGAGUCCUCUGGGAGGACCCUGAUUUUUCCGCUAACGAUUCCUCCAUGUUCUUUAGCGAGGCAACAUCCAACUUGUUCUUCAGCAAGAUAGCACCUGACAGCUUUCAAUGGAAACGACCUAAGGAUAUAUGUCCUAAUCCUAAAUUGAUUGUCCAAGGAGCUUCAAGAUUCGACGUAAUACAAGGAGAAUUGGGAAAUUGUUGGUUGUUAGCGGCCGUCGCUUGCCUGUCCCUGAAUCCUAAGUUGAUUCAACUAAUCGUUCCUACCGAUCAAGACUUUGCCCCGGGCGAUUAUGCUGGAAUAUUCCAUUUCAGGAUUUGGCAGUACGGAAGAUGGAUUGAUGUAAUAGUCGAUGAUCGACUACCAACAGCUGACGGACGCUUAGUUUUUAUGCACUCGGCAGACAACACCGAAUUCUGGAGCGCCCUCCUGGAAAAAGCUUAUGCCAAAGUAUAUGGCUCGUACGAGGCUUUGGAAGGUGGGAGUACUGCAGAAGCUAUGGAAGAUUUUACAGGCGGUAUAGCGGAACAUUACGAUUUAAAAGAAGUUCCCAAGAAUAUAUUCUCCAUCCUGUAUAAAGCUAAUCAGAGGUCUUCUCUUAUGGCUUGUUUUAUUCAACCCGAUCCGCAUAUCAAGUUCGCUGAAUUAUCAAAUGGAUUGAUAAAGGGGCACGCAUACAGUAUCACCGAUGUUAAAAGGAUCGUAACCAAGCAAGGUAAAGUGUGCUUGUUAAGGAUGAGAAAUCCUUGGGGCAAUGAGGCUGAAUGGAAUGGACCUUGGAGCGACAAAUCUUCAGAAUGGCAUUAUACUUCGGCUGAAGAGAGGCAACGACUUGGUUUAGUGUUCAAGGCCGACGGGGAAUUUUGGAUAUCCUUGAAAGACUUUAUGAGUAAUUUCGAAAAGAUAGAAAUUUGUCAUUUAUCGCCCGAAGCUUAUGAGGCAAUUUGGUCUGACACCCCUAAUUCUAACGUCAAUGCUGCAUAUAAAAAGUGGGAAGUUAAUCUUCAUAACGAUUCUUGGGUCAAAGGAGCUAACGCGGGGGGCUGUAGAAAUUUCUUAGACACAUAUUGGCUCAAUCCUCAAUACGGCCUGACUCUCAAGAUAGCUGAUGAUGGGGAAGAUGAAAAUUUGUGCACUUGCAUAGUCGGGCUCAUGCAGAAAAACCGAAGGCAACAACGCAAAAUAGGGGCCGACUUUUUAAGGAUAGGAUUCGCAAUAUAUAGGGUUAAAUCUCCUCAAGACACCGUAGAACCCCUUCCAGAACAGUUUUUCGUGUUCAAUCAGAGCGUUGCUCGCCCGCCAACUUUUAUUAACCUGCGGGAAAUAACCGGAAGAUACAAAUUGCCGGCCGGCUCAUACGUUAUAAUUCCAUCCACCUUCGAGCCGAACCAGGCUGCCGAAUUUAUUCUGAGAAUCUUUAGCGAAAAACCCUUCGACGGAAAUGAAUUGGAUGAAGAAACUAGCUUUGAUCCGCUGAUGUCUGAAAAGAUUCCAGAACAAGAGGUCCAAAUUGAGCAAGAUCAAGAUAAAAUAAUGAAAGAUUAUUUCGAUAAGAUAGCUGGAGAAGAUUUGGAAAUUACUCCCUAUGAGCUGCAAGAUAUUCUUAAUUUUGCCAUGAAAAAUGAUUCAAAUGAGGGCUUUUCUCUCGAGACAACCAGAAGCAUGGUCGCUAUGAUGGACUACGACAAAUCUGGCCAAUUGGGUUUAUCAGAAUUUAUGGAUUUAUGGGAAUCUAUCAAAUUAUGGAAAGCUAUUUUCAAACAAUUCGAUCGCGACAAUUUGGGAAUCCUUAACUCUUACGAACUUAAGGGCGCCUUUCAUUCCGCCGGUUACAAAUUAAAUUCUAACGUGUUUAAAUCGAUGGUUUUGAGGUACAGAAACAAGGAAAAUCAAAUCUCCUUCAAUGAUUUUAUCGUUUGUGCUAUCAAGCUUAAAGGCAUGAUCGAAAAGUUUAGAGCUUAUGGCACGAAAGAUGGAUUGGCAGAAUUCGAUUUAGAUGAAUGGUGCCAUACUACUUUGUACUCUUAAAGAAUCUAAUGAAAGACACAAACCACAACAAAUAUUCUCCUAUAUAAGAAAAAUUUUCUUGCAUUAUUUCUAUUUGUUAAUGAAUAUGUUAUGAAACCUUACAUUAGAUUCAUAUAUACUAUCUCCUAAUCGCGAAUAAUACAACUAAUUAAUAAAUACUAGUCGCAUAUUUAUAUUAUAGUAUAUUAUACAUUAUUUUAUUCUUAUUUAAUUGUGCCAAUCAUGAAUAAGACUUUGUAACAUA
This is a messenger RNA of Gordionus sp. m RMFG-2023, 2835 nucleotides long. RefSeq names its product calpain-9-like. Gene Ontology annotation, molecular function: calcium ion binding; calcium-dependent cysteine-type endopeptidase activity. Gene Ontology annotation, cellular component: cytoplasm. Gene Ontology annotation, biological process: proteolysis. NCBI's taxonomy places the organism in Eukaryota, Metazoa, Nematomorpha, Gordioida, Chordodea, Parachordodidae. The record is from RefSeq and is a predicted model, not a curated record. The coding region runs from base 117 to 2591 and encodes 824 amino acids. The transcript is spliced from 17 exons.